AGUCAGUAAUUCAUUGGCUUUUGGUUUGCAAUCAUUUGUGACAAUGAUUUCAAUUAGCGUUUAAUUAUUUGCAAUCAAUUAUACACUCAAUUGGUCUGUGAAUUAGUGAUGCAAUACUAUUGUCACCAUUGGAUGUGAUGUGAAGGACAGCCACACGCGAAGACAUUGCCACACAAAACGAUGGGACAGAUCCUGAAGCUAAUGGCCGACCAAUUGGUGUAUUUUGACUACAAUUACGUUAAUUAUAAUGAUUUGAAUCACAAUUUCAAUCAUAACUACAAUAAUAACAGUAAUAAUCAGAAAAUGCAUAGAAAUUCAAAUGAUUUGAACGAAACCAAUGGAUUACCUGAUCUGUCUGAAUGGCCGCCAGAGUUGAGUCUAACAGUGCUGAAGAACCUGAACGCCACGGAUCUAUGUCUGGCCGCCUGCGUGUGGACAGAGUUGGCCACCGAUGAGGUGACAGCCACACGCGAAGACAUCACCACUGAAGACACGAUGGGACAGAUCCUGAAGCUAAUGGCCGAUCAAUUGGUGUAUUUUGACUACAAUUACGUUAAUUAUAAUGAUUUGAAUCACAAUUUCAAUCAUAACUACAAUAAUAACAGUAAUAAUCAGAAAAUGCAUAGAAAUGCAAAUGAUUUGAACGAAACCAAUGGAUUACCCGAUUUGUCUGAAUGGCCGCCAGAGUUGAGUCUAACAGUGCUGAAGAACCUGAACGCCACGGAUCUAUGUCUGGCCGCCUGCGUGUGGACAGAGUUGGCCACCGAUGAGGUGUUGUGGCACUCAUUGUCUUGUUCUCAAUGGGGAUACGUAUCGAUAUAUCUGAAGCCAAAAAUGGACAACUUUUCCUACCAUAAGAUGUAUCUGCAGUUAGACGAGGGAAGCGUUACCUUCAACGCCGACUCUCAGAUGGGAAUGGAUUACUUCUUCAAACACGAACUGCUGGACAACAGGCCGUCAGAGAUCGCGAAGUUCUUUCAUUUGGCGAAACCGCUGGACAAACGACAGAUGCGGUUAUAUCUAAACAAAAGGCCGGAAAUACUGGAUAUACUGAUUAAUAUGCAGGACUUCGAGAACCAGUUCCUGCCGCAGGCGUUGCGCCGCUUCUUCGCCGUCCUUCAGGCGCCCGACAAACGCGACCAUUACUUGCAUCUAAUGGUCGACAAGUUUUCGCACCGCUUCUGCAAAUGCAAUCCCUCGCUCGGCCUCAACGCCGACAUGAUUUACGUGCUGUCCUUCUCGUUGAUCAUGUUGUCCGUCGACCUCUCGAGUCCGCACAUCAAGAACAAGAUGUCUAAACGCGAGUUCAUUCGCAACGUUAGACACGCCAUACAUAAGAUGGACGACGAGCUGUACGGACACCUCUACGACGAUAUCUAUCUUAAGGGUCACAUCGCUGUCAACACCAAAACCUGACCGCUCUCUCGGCUCU
Molecule: messenger RNA, 1432 nt
Organism: Medioppia subpectinata
Lineage: Eukaryota; Metazoa; Arthropoda; Arachnida; Sarcoptiformes; Oppiidae
Source: the annotation of a GenBank genome assembly